UUCUGCCGCACUUCCAGGAACGGGCGGCGGGCGUUGCUUCCCCACGUGUGGAGAGCGGCCCGGCCCGGUGUGCCCACCGCCAUGGCGGCCGUGCGGGUGGAGGAGGUGCUGGCGGCCGCCGAGGAGCAGGAGGCGGAGAAGCGGCGAAGCGUCACGGUGGAGAAGGAGCUGGAACUGGAGUUCGACCUGGGCAACCUGCUAGCGCUGGACCGCAACCCGCCGCCGGCGGCGGGGCUGCGGGGGGCCGGCCCGCGGCGGGAGGCGCUGCUGCGGGCUCUCGCCCGCGACAACACGCAGCUGCUGGUGUCCCGGCUCUGGGAGCUGCCGGCCGAGCGCGCUGGGGGGGCCGGGGGGCCGCUGGUGGCGCGGCUGCCCGAGCCGGCCUUCCGCCUGCCGCGGGAGAAGCCGCCGCCGAGACCGCGGCCGCCGACCCGCUGGGAGCAGUUCGCGCGGCUGAAGGGCAUCCGCCGGCGCAAGCGGACCUCGCUGGUGUGGGACGAGCAGGCCAAGGAGUGGCGGCGGCGCUGGGGCUACCGGCGGGCGGGCGGCGACCCGGCCCGCGCCUGGCUGGCGGAGGUGCCGGAGGGCGCCGACCCGGAGGAGGACCAGUUCGCCAGGCUGCGGCGGGAGAAGCGGGAGCGGGUGGCACGCAACGAGCUCAACCGCCUGCGCAACCUGGCCCGUGCCCACCGGGCCGGGACUGCCGUCCCUGCCGCACCUCUCCACCCCACUGGCCACCAGAGCCGGGAGGAGCUGAGCCACGUUGCCCGCAUCGCCCGCGUCUCCACCGCCUCGCUCGGCCGCUUCCAGCCCCGGCUGCCCAAGGAGUCGGCGGAGCCGCCAUCCCGCAGCGGCGGCAAGAAGCGACGCUUCGAGCCGCUGCUGGGCAACCUGGCGGCCGAGCGCAGCCGGCAGCUGGAGCUGCUACGGGACAUGGGCAGCAAGAAGCCGGUCCUCGAUAUCACCCGUGCCGUCAACAAGCAGCUGCGGCAGGAGGAAGCCGAGGCGGCUGCCGCCAAGGGCAAGAAGCAGUCGCAGCGGGGGAAGCGUGGCCGCCGGCAGCAGCGGACUGGUCGCAGCAGCAAGAAGAGCGGAGCCCGGCGGCAGCAGCAGCAACAGCGGCCUGCGGGCAGCAGCACAGUCAGUGGCAGGAGAAAGAAGGCGUGAGGGACAGAGGGACUUUGUGCAGCACAGGGCUGUGGAUGCCCCCCAAGGCACAGGAAGGGACUGUCACUGCCAGCCUCCUGCCUGGUGCUCUAUUCCCACACCUAUUUGUCAAUAAAUACGCUCCAGUCUUUCUAAAAUGUCUGCGUUUGGCUCUUAGCUGGCUCUCUGUCCAGGGGGAGCUAGUGGUGUAUUGAGGUGGUCGGGAGCCCCAGUUGCCCCCAGGCUGGGGGUUUCGCAGGGACAGCCAGGUAACAUUGCUUCACAGCUGGCUGCGGCUGCAGUGUUUCUGGGCAGGAAAGUUUUCCCUUGCUCGGAUGGCUGGAACUGGGGCUGGACUGCAGCUGUAACCUCUGUUUUGAUCAAGUAACAGCCUGCUCAGACACAGAUACAGUCGAAGGACGUGGCUUCUGCUCUGGGCAAGUGGCCUGAUGGUGGAGCUCUUGCUCUGUAAGUCAGCUGCUGCUCAACUCUGUGGUAUUGGGGCUCAGUUACAAAAGGAACGUGAAAACUUGCUGUAAGAUUUAUUGCAGGGCCUGCGAAAGUGUACAGAUUUCCUAGAGAGUUAUGCUGAUUAAAUAAAGAAGUCAAAG
Molecule: messenger RNA, 1757 nt
Organism: Grus americana (Whooping crane)
Lineage: Eukaryota; Metazoa; Chordata; Aves; Gruiformes; Gruidae
Gene: RRS1
Product: ribosome biogenesis regulator 1 homolog
Exons: 1
Coding region: 82-1167 (361 amino acids)
Biological process (GO): ribosomal large subunit export from nucleus; ribosomal large subunit biogenesis; endonucleolytic cleavage in ITS1 to separate SSU-rRNA from 5.8S rRNA and LSU-rRNA from tricistronic rRNA transcript (SSU-rRNA, 5.8S rRNA, LSU-rRNA)
Cellular component (GO): nucleus; nucleolus; preribosome, large subunit precursor
Molecular function (GO): protein binding
Source: RefSeq, a predicted model, not a curated record